AUGGAAAAGUUCCUUCGGGAAUGGAGGCAGGAUGCCCUAAACAAAGCCCAAUACGACUCCGCCAUCUUUAUCGGCGACAAGUUGCUGGCCCUGACCAAUGACGAGAAGGACGCCUUUUGGUUGGCCCAAGUACACUUCGCAACUGGCAAUUACACCCGUGCGCAGACCUUUCUCGCCAAACAAGACCUUGUUUCCCGCAACGUCUCCUGUCGAUACCUAGCUGCACACUGCUUAGUCAAGCAAUCGAGGUUCGAGGAGGCAUUGUCUGUACUCGGCGACCGAAACCCAACCCAUCUCAUCUCAAAUGCGAGUAACAAGCGAAAGGCACAGAACACGGCCCCCUUGGGCAGGGCCAUAGGGGCUCAUGCGAAGGGCAGCUCCAGAGACAGACAGCUUCGCGAAGACGCAGAGGAAGAGGCCACAAACCGGAAAUAUGAAGCCGCCAUGUGCUAUCUCCGAGGCAUUUGUUACGCCAAGCAAAACGCCUUCGACCGGGCAAAGGAGUGCUACAAGGAUGCGGUCAAGAUAGACGUUCAGUGCUUUGAGGCCUUCCAGCAGCUCAUGAACAACUCUCUACUGUCUCCUGACGAGGAGUGGCAGUUCCUCGAGUCACUCGACUUCGAUUCCAUCAGCGUCUCUGGCGAUGUAUCUUCGUCACAGGAAGCCGCAGAAUUCACCAAGAUGCUCUACACAACACGGCUGUCCAAAUACAGAGAGCCUUCAGCGUUCACCGCGGCAUGCGACACGCUGUCGACACACUACCACCUGGCUGAUAACCCCGAUCUACUGCUCGCCAAAGCCGACCUGCUCUUCACACAAUGUCGUUACCGCGACGCUCUCGCCAUCACCGACUCCAUCCUGCAGGAUGACAAGUACAACUUCAGCAUCCACCCACUACACUUGGCUUGCUUAUACCAACUCAAGAUGAAGAAUGCAUUGUUUCUGAUUUCCCACGACCUCGCAGAUACCCACCCAGAAGAGCCUUGUUCCUGGCUGGCUGUGGGCAUAUACUAUUUUUCUAUUGACAAAAUCGCCGAAGCCAGGCGAUACUUCAGCAAAGCUAGCAUGAUGGACGCACAUUUUGGACCGGCAUGGAUUGGUUUUGCUCACACCUUUGCGGCCGAGGGAGAGCAUGAUCAGGCCAUCUCGGCAUACUCAACAGCUGCGAGGUUGUUCAUGGGUACUCAUCUCCCACAAGUCUUCCUCGGCAUGCAGAACCACGCUCUCAACAACAUGACACUAGCAGAAGAGUUCCUAAAGACGGCGUAUGGAUUAUGCAAGACGGAUCCACUGUUGCUCAACGAGAUGGGCAUCGUCAAAUACCACCAGGAUAAGCCGCAGGAGGCUGUCCAAUUCUUCAGAGCAGCCCUCAAGAUCGCAGCAGAAAUUGAUUCUGACCCUCAAGCAUGGCUGUCGCCGAGAACAAACUUAGCACAUGCAUAUCGCCGUUUGCGCCUUUGGAAAGAGGCCCACGUGGAAUUCGACGAGGUUCUACGCCAGGGAGGCAAGGACCCAGCCAUUUUCUGUGCGAAGGGCCUCAUCUACCUUGAAGAAGGCCGUCCUGAAAAGGCGGUCAUCCCAUUACACGAGGCGCUCGCCAUCAACCCGCAAGACGGCAUCGCUACGGAGCUACUUAGCAAGGCUCUAGAAGAAACGUCAAUCAUCGACGUGGCAGAUGGCGACGACCUAGAAGCUUUCGAAAACGAACUGGAUAUAGUGAAGGCUGCAGGUCGAGAUCGCCUAGCACAGCGAGCGGGCAGAAGACGCGAUGCGAAAGGAAAAGCAAAGGUCAGCAGAGCGAGGGCGAUGCUGAUGGACGACGAUGACGAAAAGGGCGAGAGCAUGAUGGAGAUGACUGAUGACGACUAA
Molecule: messenger RNA, 1869 nt
Organism: Colletotrichum aenigma
Lineage: Eukaryota; Fungi; Ascomycota; Sordariomycetes; Glomerellales; Glomerellaceae
Gene: cut9
Product: Anaphase-promoting complex subunit cut9
Exons: 2
Coding region: 1-1869 (622 amino acids)
Biological process (GO): cell division
Molecular function (GO): protein binding
Source: RefSeq, a predicted model, not a curated record